AAGGUAACACCUUGCCGAUCUCCCUUUCGUCGUUGUUUUCUUGUUCUUUCCUGUUCAUCUCAUCCUGUUUCUACUAUUUUUCCACUUGCACACCCGUCUCCCUUAUCACAGCCAUGGCAGACACCACAGCUCACGUAGCGCAAAACGGCGACCACCACACGAAGCACCUCCGCGACCUGCAAAACCGCAUCGAGCAGCUCGAAGGCCUCCGCAACGUCACCACCCACGAAGGUUUCUACGAGAAACUCGCGGCCGGCGAGCGAGCCAGCACAAGCAGCGGCUCCGAUGGCACAAUCCAACACUACAUCCCCGUGCCCAUCACCAUCAAGUCGCAGAUCGGCAGUCCCACCGCGCUCGCCAUUGGCGCCUUCGCGACGACGCUGACCACGCUCUCGCUCGCGCUCAUGGGGUUUCGCGGGGUCAGCACCACCAAUGCAUUCAUUGGCGACUUCUUCGGUGUCGCGGGAAUUGGCAUGUUCGUCUCUGCGCAAUGGGAGAUUGUGCGAGGGAAUACCUACGCCUACACCGUCCUGGCUGCUUUUGGCUUGUUCUAUGCUGGAUUCGGCUUCAUAAUCACGCCCUUCUUUGGCGUUGCAGCCGCGUACGGAGGCGCUGAUUCGCCGGAGUACCUCAACGCAGUCGGCUUCUUCGUUCUGAUGUGGGCCGUCUUGAACAUCUUCUUCCUCAUAGGAAGUCUGCCGCUCAACUUGGUGUACAUCGGCAUCUUCUUCACCGUGCAAAUGGCCUUCACCCUCGUCGCUGCGGGCUACUUCGUCGCUGCUGAUGGCAACGCGGCAUCGGCCAAGGCGAUUAAUAUCUCUGCGGGUGCUUUCGCUUUCGCCUCGGGCAUGCUGGGCUUCUAUACGAUGGGCAACCUGAUGUGCCAGGAGGCGUUGAACUUUAGCUUCCCCUUGGGAGAUACCAGCCAUUUGUUCCGCAAGAAGGUGUCGGCGGAGGCUGGAGCGAACUAGGAGGUGGACAUAUGGAGGUGGUGAUUCUGGGCUUUGGAGGACUUUUUUAUACGCUUACCGAGAGGAUAGAGUAGAGUCAGGUGAUGGAAUAAUACCCCGUGAAUACAAUUAGACUAGAAGGCGAUAGAAUUAGAUUGUACA
Molecule: messenger RNA, 1112 nt
Organism: Neohortaea acidophila
Lineage: Eukaryota; Fungi; Ascomycota; Dothideomycetes; Mycosphaerellales; Teratosphaeriaceae
Product: GPR1/FUN34/yaaH family-domain-containing protein
Exons: 2
Coding region: 114-971 (285 amino acids)
Cellular component (GO): plasma membrane
Molecular function (GO): acetate transmembrane transporter activity
Source: RefSeq, a predicted model, not a curated record